AUGUUGACACUUUUGAGUGAAUUAAAGUUUAUGACAAGUCGGGAAGAUGAAUUGAGCAUUAAAAAUACUGAUUUUGGUGUAUUUAAAUCCAGUGAAAAAAAUUCGUCAGCAAAUUCAACAGGUGAUAGCAAAACUUGCUAUUAUGCAAAGAAAGACUAUGGAGAAAGAAGAGGAUUUAAUAGCUCAUUAAAUAAUAAAGGAAAUGCAAAGCUCAAAAGUAAUCUCAAGCAUGUCGAAGAGGAAAUUAAGACCAAAAAGGUAGUUUUUUGUGGCUGGAUGAACGAGAAGCUUUUCCAAUUGAUGCUAUCUAAUGGAUUACUAAUAUACAUUGAGAUCAAUAUAUUUACGGGAGACAUCAAGAAGAUCAAUUUUGAUCGUUAUUUCAUCGGAAAAACUGUUUCAGAAAAUAUUUGUGAUGUUAUAAUCACAAGGCAGCAUAUACUCAUCUCAUAUAAUGAGAAUCAGAUAACAUUUGUGCACUUUCAAAAACCAUCAGUAAGGAACAAUGUACAGAAAAUAGCUACUGGCGAUCCAAAAAUAUUCAACAUAAUCGUUGAUGGACAGACGAAAAAGAUCAAUAGAAACCUUGUUAUCAAUCACAGUAAUGACUUGGUUCUAAUAUGGACUAAAUCGUCACAAAAUGAAUUCUUUCCUUGGCGUCCCACCGUUAAGGAUGAGGAACGAGCAAAUUUGCACAUUUAUAAACUGAAUCGACUAAAAUUUGACCUGUUAUGCUUUUAUUGGACAGAGAAUGAUCCUAUUGCCUUUGAGUUUUCAACAUUUAAUGAGAAUGAAAUUCAUUCUGUAGAACAAAAGAUAUCAAGGAAGGGUGAAGUGACUGUAGAAUCAUGUACUUAUUAUAUAUCGAGCAGUAAAUUUAAAAUGCAAAGAACAUCUGUGACUUCAAUUCCUUUACAAACUGAAGUUUCAUGUAGUGCAUUUAGUCCUGAUCAUGAAAAGCUUUUUAUGGGAUGCAUUGAUGGAUCUGUGGUACUUUUUGAUGAAGGUCGAGGAACUACAUAUCUUGUUAAAGCAUCCUUCAUUCCUACACAAGUUACUUGGCAUCCAGAUUCGUCAAUAAUCAUUAUUGCUAAUGAACGUGCUCAAUUACAAUGCUUUGACAUUUCUCUUUCAUGUAUUAAAAAUCAACUGCUUAGUGAGGAAAUGACUCCUUCAAACGUGCUAGAUUUAUCGGGAUUUUUUGUACGACAACCUAUGCUUCAGAAAAUUGGAUGGAGCAAAAAGCCUGACAUAAAUUAUCAUUACGAAAAAUAUGCACAAGUUGACAAUUUUCUACUUCUUUACUUCCAAAAUGGUAUCUUUGCAAGUUUGAGAUAUAUUGGUGGAACUGGAUUAAAAAAUGAUAUUCAUACGUCAGGAUUAACAGCAGAUGUAAUAAUCCAAAUGUAUAUUAGCCUCGAUCAAAUUGAUAAAGCUAUUAACGUUCUACUUAGUCUUAAUUGGGAUAGUUAUGGUGCUUUAUGCUUGCUAUCGCUUCAUAAAAUUGCCAAUUAUAUCUUUAAACAACCUGCAAUACCUGAAAUGGAAGAGCUAUUACAAAAGGCACUAAGUAGCUUUCAUAUUCCAACGAGACCUUUAUGUACCGAGACAGAAAAUGAGUUUGGAGACAAUGUCGAUGAUAUUACACGUAGAUUCUUCCAUUAUUUGAUCAGGAAUAAGUCUUUUGAGAAGGCAUUUAGUCUUGCAAUUGACAUAAAUGAUGCAGAUUUGUUCAUGAUUCUUCAUAAAUGUGCAAAAUCGCUGGGAGUAAGCGACUUGGCUAAUGAGGCUUUCAAAAAAGUUGAGGAAAUAUAUGCAAAGGAGGAAAUUGACAGCCAUCAUUCAACAUGCUCGAUAACUUCAUGCUCAAUUUGCUCAAAUUCUUAUCAUACAGACAGCGAAGAAGAGUCUGAAGCAGAAAUUUAUGAACAGGAAAAUAAUGUAAAUGCAGAAGAAAUGUCUGAUGAAGAUUUUGGAUCUGAAAUCAAGAAAACUCCAGAACGAGAACUGAAAAAGAGUGUCUCAGUUGAUAUUUUGAACCAUCCGCCACUUCCUAGAUUCCCACGAUUUGACGUUAAAAACUUUCAGAAAAGUGAGAAAAUUCCUCCGUUGCCAAAUUUCGAGACAUUGCCAAAAGAAAGUCACAAUUCAUUAGUUGUUCAUAAAAGGUUGACAUCCAGUGAAUUAACACUACAGAAUGUCACAAAAUUCAACAAAACGUCGUCAAAGACUAAAUUCAAAACAGUGGACCCACCAAGCACAAGCACUUUUGAUCCAAUGUCGCUGUUUAAUUCUAAGAAUCCACACAAUAUUAGGGAAAUAAGAGAAAUUCUUCCAAGCACUAAAAGUAUACCAGAAAUUGAUCAAACUAUUGGAAUUCCAGUAAAUUAUGAUUCAGCUGACAAUUCUCUUAAUCCAUAUUAUAUCCAUCCAAAAGAUAAUAAUCAAAAUAAUGAGUUUCAGCCUUCAACAACCAUUCAUACGUAUCCAUUAAUAUCAGGAACGAUUCCAUCUAUGGCACUUGGAACACAACUCAAAAAUAUAAGCACUUUACCAUUAGUAUCAACAUUAAUCAAUUCCAAACGUGAAAUUGGAAUUCCAACAAACUCAAUAUUAUCAAAUUCGAAUAAUGUACACCCAACAAAUAGUAAUAGCAAUAUGAACAAAAAGGAAGGAGGUGAAAAAAAUAAAGUCAAGUUCUCAGAUACUGUACAUGUUGCUGUGGUUCCUGAAAUAUCAAGGAAAGAGAAAACAGUUAAUUUUAAUGAACGGAUUAUGAAAAGGAAGACAUAUCCGCCGGGUUAUGAUCCAAUAAAGCGUGAAUUAGCAGCUAGUUUGCCACUUUGUCAUCCAAAUGAGGAAUAUUUAAAAGACUUCCUGCCAGCACCAGAUAAAGUAAGCAGUAAGGAAGAAAAGAAGAAGCCAUCCAUAAAAGUUGUGAAUUUCGGAGUAUUAUAA
Messenger RNA from Chironomus riparius, 2958 nucleotides. The record is from the annotation of a GenBank genome assembly. Lineage: Eukaryota; Metazoa; Arthropoda; Insecta; Diptera; Chironomidae.